AUGGUCUUUGAGGCUGGGUCUAAGCGAGUAUUGGAAGUGCCACCUAUCUACCUUGAUGGUGCUCCUCUGGAUAGAGUGCUACAAUUUAAAUAUCUUGGCCAUAUCGUUACGACCGACCUCAAGGACAAUGCUGACAUCGAGCGUGAGCGGAGGGCUUUAUGUGUUAGAGCUAACAUGAUCGCCCGCAGGUUUGCAAGGUGUUCCCGAGACGUGAAAGUAACGCUUUUCAGAGCGUACUGCACGUCUCUGUAUACGUGCAGCCUGUGGGCGAACUAUACUCAGAAAGCCUACAACACCCUCCGAGUGCAAUUUAAUAAUGCGUUCAGGGCGGUGAUGGGGCUGCCUCGCUAUUGCAGCGCGUCGGGCAUGUUCGCGGAGGCGCGCACGGCGUGCUUCUUCGCGAGCAUGCGCACGCGAGCGGCUGCCCAGGGUGCCUAG
Messenger RNA from Leguminivora glycinivorella, 438 nucleotides. RefSeq lists its product as uncharacterized. The transcript has a single exon. The coding region runs from base 1 to 438 and encodes 145 amino acids. The record is from RefSeq and is a predicted model, not a curated record. NCBI's taxonomy places the organism in Eukaryota, Metazoa, Arthropoda, Insecta, Lepidoptera, Tortricidae.